Molecule: messenger RNA, 3926 nt
Organism: Lepus europaeus (European hare)
Lineage: Eukaryota; Metazoa; Chordata; Mammalia; Lagomorpha; Leporidae
Gene: VWCE
Product: von Willebrand factor C and EGF domains
Exons: 20
Coding region: 181-3015 (944 amino acids)
Biological process (GO): cellular response to virus
Cellular component (GO): cytoplasm
Molecular function (GO): calcium ion binding; protein binding
Source: RefSeq, a predicted model, not a curated record
GUCCGCAGCGGCCCCCAGCCCCUCCUCUCGCCGUCCCCAGCCCCCCUCGCAGCUCCGCGUGCCAGCUCGGGGAUCGCUGGUUCGCUCCCCGCGGCGCCAGGAGGAGGGGCGAGGGCCGGCAGCCCCCUCCCCCGCGCGGCGCCGGAGCCAAGCCGAGCCGGGGACCCGCCGCUGCCGGUCAUGUGGGCCGGACUGCUGCUCCGGGCCGCCUGCGUAGCGCUCCUGCUGCUGGGGGCCCUGGCCAGAGGCUACACGGGGAGGAAGCCACCCGGCCACUUCGCGGCCGAGAGACGCCGACUGGGCCCCCACGUCUGCCUCUCAGGGUUUGGGAGUGGCUGCUGCCCUGGCUGGGCACCCUCCAUGGGCAGUGGGCAUUGCACCCUGCCCCUCUGCUCCUUUGGCUGUGGGAGUGGUAUCUGCAUUGCUCCCAACGUCUGCUCCUGCCAGGAUGGAGGGCACGGGGCCACCUGCCCAGAAGCCCAUGGACCCUGUGGGGAGUAUGGCUGUGACCUGACCUGUAACCAUGGCGGCUGUCAGGAGGUGGCCCGCGUGUGCCCCGUGGGCUUCUUGAUGACGGAGACAGCUGUGGGCAUCAGAUGUACAGACAUCAAUGAAUGUUUGAGCUCCGCUUGUGAGGGCCACUGCGUGAACACGGAGGGCGGGUUCGUGUGCGAGUGUGGGCCGGGCAUGCAGCUGUCUGCCGACCGCCACAGCUGCCAAGACACUGACGAGUGCUUGAGGACGCCCUGCCAGCAGAGGUGCAGGAACAGCAUCGGCAGCUACAGGUGCUCCUGCCGCCCUGGCUUCCACCUGCACGGCAACCGGCACUCCUGCGUGGACAUCAAUGAGUGUCGGAGGCCGCUGGAGAAGCGAGUUUGUCACCACUCGUGCCACAACACCGUGGGCAGCUUCGUGUGCACCUGCCGCCCCGGCUUCAGGCUGCAAGCUGACAGAGUGUCCUGUGAAGCUUUCCCAAAAGCCGUGCUGGCCCCAUCAGCAAUUCUGCAGCCGAGGCAGCACCCCGCCAAGAUGCUCCUACUGCUUCCGGAGGCGGGCCGGCCUGCCCUGCCUCCGGGACACAGCCCUCCUCCUGGGGCUCCAGGGUUCCCUGCCGGGGGCAGGAUGACCCACCCACCAUCUCCCACCUCUGCACUGCCCUCGUUCUCCCCUUCUGCCCCUCCGAAGCUGCUCCCCACCCUGACGGCCACCCCAGUGCCAACCGCCUCCCUGCUGGGGACCAUCAGACCUCCCUCUUUCCUCCAGGGGGAGGCAAUGGGAACACCUUCUUCACCUAGGGGCCCUGAGGCCCCACCCCUGGCAACAGGGCCCCCUUCCUGCUGGCAUUUGGGAGCUGUGUAUGAGUCAGGGAGCCACUGGACAGAGGCUGGGUGUUCCCAGUGCUGGUGCCAGGAUGGAAAAGUGACCUGUGGAAAGGUGAGAUGUGAAGCUGCUUGUUCCCACCCGAUCCCCCCCAGAGAUGGGGGCUGCUGCCCAUUGUGCACAGGCUGCUUUCACAGUGGCGUCAUCCGCGCUGAAGGGGACGUGUUCUCACCUCCCAAUGAGAACUGCACUGUCUGUGUCUGCCUGGCUGGAAAUGUGUCCUGCAUCUCCCCCGAGUGUCCUCCAGGCCCCUGCCAGGCCCCCCCACAGUCGGAUUGCUGUGCGUGUGUCCCAGGGAGAUGCUACUUCCACGGCCAGUGGUAUGCCGAUGGGGCCAUAUUCAGUGGGGGUGGUGACGAGUGUACCACCUGUGUCUGCCAGAAUGGGGAGGUGGAAUGUUCCUUCAGGCCAUGUCCAGACCUGGCCUGUCCCCGAGAGGAAUGGUGGCUGGGCCCUGGACAGUGCUGCUUCACCUGCCGGGAGCCCACGCCCAUCACAGGCUGCUCUCUCGAUGACAACGGGGUUGAGUUUCCGAUUGGACAGAUCUGGUCUCCUGGUGACCCCUGUGAGUUAUGCAUCUGCCAGGCAGACGGUUCGGUGAACUGCAAGAGGACAGACUGCGUGGACUCCUGCCCUCACCCGAUCCGGAUCCCUGGACAGUGCUGUCCAGACUGUUCGGCAGGCUGCACCUACACAGGCAGAAUCUUCUACAACAACGAGACCUUCCCGUCAGUGCUGGACCCGUGUCUGAGCUGCAUCUGCCUGCUGGGCUCAGUGGCCUGUUCGCCCAUGGACUGCCCCAUCACCUGUACCUACCCUUUCCACCCUGACGGGGAGUGCUGCCCAGUAUGCUGGGACUGCAACUAUGAGGGCAGGAAGGUGAUGAACGGCCAGGUAUUCACCUUGGAUGAUGAGCCUUGUACCCGGUGCACGUGCCAGCUGGGUGAGGUGAGCUGUGAGAGGAUUCCCUGUCAGUGGGCCUGCGCUGACCCCACCCUGCUCUUUGGGGACUGCUGCUCCUCCUGCCCAGAGUUGCUGUUUGCUGCGGGGGAACGGCAGGGACCAGCCCCUCGCGGCCGCCUGGAGUUGGGCAAAGCCGCGAGGAACCCCCGCGGCGACGCCACGGGCCCUGUCAACUGCAGCUCCUGCCCGGGGCCCCCACCAGCGCCGCCCGCCAGGCCCGCGCUCCCCCUGCUGCAGCUCCUCUUGGGCACAAACUUGUCUGACACGCAGACCUCGCGCGCCGAGCCCUCGGGAGCCCCGGCGUCCACCUCGCCGGCUCCGGGACCGGAGGGGCCGUCCCCAGCAGAGCCCGGAGCCUCCCAGCCCCCUCCACUCUCGCCGGGAGCCUCCACGCCACCCCCGGCCCCUCCGGGGGCCCCUUGGCCACCUCCUGUCACUCCAGAGGGCCCCGUCUCGGCCUUGGGGACCCGGACAGCAGCCAGGCGGCCCGCCACGCUCCUGGCUGAAGCCUCAGCACUUUCCACGCCGCACGCCGGCCCCUCGGAGACCUCCACGCUCCCCCUCAAGCCUCGCAAACCCGCUCGUCCCGCCUCCAGGCUCCCAGCAGCCCCUGCGGCCCGCUCCCGGCAGCCCCCGGGGGAGACGCCAAAGGAGGAGGAAGCCAUCUUGUGAGCCGGGCCCACGGCUGGGAGACUGCGGACAGAGGACGCUGGGCCGGCAGCCCAGAGGGCGAGCGGGCCGACUACGGGCCGGACCCAGUGGGCACUGCCUGAGGCUCGCUCUUGCGGGCUCCUGGCGGGGACGGACACCCCCGCUGCUGGGCGGAAGCUGCUCCUGGAGGCGUGGGCCUAGUGCCGCCGUGGAAUCACUGAGAUGUGCGCUCCAGGAUCGUCCCUGGACCCCACGGCCGCCUGUGCCCUGCGCAGAGGAGGAGGCGCAGAAGGGGCCUGAUCAGAGGUGGUCUCAGUUUUCCCUGCUCACUCCCUCCUCACAUGUGGGGAGGGGGAAUCCUCACUCCAAACCACAGGUAGUGAAGGAGCUCCCCCCCCCCCCCCCCCCGUUAGCCCCUUGCUGGCAGAGAAGCCUGCACCACGCCAGGGCUGGGCUGGGUGGGGUCUCCUGUGAGCCCCCGGUGGCCUCUGACAUUGGGAGACCCCAAAAGUGAGAGGGGGACCCUGCCGAGGGCUCUGCGAUGGGUCCCUGGGCGGGGCAGGCAGUGUUAUAUUUUAGGCCUGUCCUCAUUAGGAACACCUAUGGGCAAGAAAGAAGCAAAUGGGAGGAGGGGCCAGGCUGCGCAUAGGCCCGGAGCCCCAACCAAGCCCCUCCUGAGCUCAGAGGUGGGGGAUGGGUGGGUGGCUGGGGCAAAGACACAGGAUUUGUACCCCUGCCCCCGCCUGUGUUGAGGAGGGAAGUUGCCCUCCAUGUCCUUGAGUUCCAUAUCCACACAUUCAACCAACUGCACAUCGAAAGCAGACAUUUUUUCCUGAUCAUUAUUCCCUAAACAACAUAAUAACUAUUUGCAUAGCAUUUACAUUGUGUAAGGGUCUUCCAAUAUUUGUGAAAAAUGAAAUUAAAAGAUAAGU